AAUAAAAUACAUAAAAAAAUUAAUUUCAUAAUUCUAGCAAUCCUGGUAAUAUGGUCGUUGGCAACAUUGAGCAUGGGGUGCGACUAUUGCCCAGACUCUGAUCUAUUUGCACCAUGCACGUGCUAUCAAGACGUUAUCACUUGCAUUAACACCGCCGACGAUUUGGACCUUGAUGAAAAAUUCACUCAACUGGCAAACGGGGCGCCCAAAGGCCUGUACAACACGUUCAUAUUGGAGGACAACUACAUAACCUCAUUGCCCGCAUCAUUGUUUCACGGCAUUAGGUUUAAACACAUUAUACUCAACGGGUGUUCAAAGUUGUCGUGCGUUAAUCCCAACGCUUUCAAUGGACUCGGAGAUGAUAUCCAGACAUUUACGUCCGAUAUAAGCGACUUUAGUGCACCAAAAAAUCAGACUUGCGAUCUGUUUGGGGCGUUGAGUACAUUGAAAAAUGUGGUCUCCAUUAAAAUCACGGGCAGUAAUGUACCGGAAAUUCCCGACAAUGCCUUUAGUCAACCGCUGGGUCCGCUUAAAUACCUCGAGCAGAUUGACUUUGGUGGCAGUCGGACACCGGGAAAAUUGACCAAGAUCGGACACAACGCAUUCUCAACACUCAACAAUUUACAGCUCGUGGAUCUUUCACGACAAGCGAUAGCAUCGAUAGGCGCGGAGGCCUUCGCGAUGAGCACCCGGUCUAACGACGUGCUGGAAAUAAACCUGGAGAUGAACCGCCUGUCAGGGCCCGGGUUUGGCCAACGGGUGUUUCCCCUCAACCGACCCGUUACUGUCCAUCUGAACGGUAACAUGAAUUUAACGCAAUUACCGGAAACCGCUUUUUAUGACAUGUUGGCCGCCGGCGGACACGACCGCAAUCGGGUCUACAUUACCGGCCCUCAGAUGGAGAUCGACCGCAACAACCUAUGGUUAGUCCAAAACAAGGUUCAGUUGGAUCUGAAAAAUAAGCUGUUUGGCGCGUUGGGUGCAGACGGACGGCCAUUACUUGACCACACUGUAAAACAGAUGGACAAAGACCCGGCUAACUUUACCAUCAAUGACAAUUUUUAUGAUAUGGAUUAA
Molecule: messenger RNA, 1077 nt
Organism: Medioppia subpectinata
Lineage: Eukaryota; Metazoa; Arthropoda; Arachnida; Sarcoptiformes; Oppiidae
Source: the annotation of a GenBank genome assembly